GUCAAGUCAUCUUGUGAAAGGCUGCCUGCUUCCAGCUUGGCUUGGAUGUGCAACCUUAAUAAAACUCACUGAGGUCUGGAGAAAAUAGCAGAUCUGCAGCAGAUAGGGUAGAGGAAAGGGUCUAGAAUAUGUACACGCAGCUGACUCAGGCAGGCAACACGCUGAACGGUUACACAGGGAGGAAACAAUAAAUCUCAGCUACUUAUGCAAUAAAUAUCUCAAGUUUUAACUAAGGAAACUAUCAUUAUAGUAAAAUAAAAAAAUAACAUUUUAGAACAAAGCUAACAAAUGGCUAGUUUUCUGUGAUUCUUCUACAAAAUCUUUCUUUGAGAGGGAAAAAGUCAAACAAACAAGCAGUUUUACCUGAAAUAAAGAACUAGUUUAAAGGUCAGAAGAAAGGCAAGGAGCAAGUUUUGCGAGAGGCACGGAAAGAGAGUGCUGGCAGUACAAUGACAGUUUUCCUUUCCUUUGCUUUCCUCGCUGCCAUUCUGACUCACAUAGGGUGCAGCAACCAGCGCCGAAGUCCAGAAAACGGUGGGAGAAGAUAUAACCGGAUUCAACAUGGGCAGUGUGCCUACACUUUCAUUCUUCCAGAACAUGACGGGAACUGUCGUGAGAGUACGACAGACCAGUACAACACAAACGCUCUGCAGAGAGAUGCUCCACACGUGGAACCGGAUUUCUCUUCCCAGAAACUUCAACAUCUGGAGCAUGUGAUGGAAAAUUAUACUCAGUGGCUGCAAAAAAUUGAGAAUUACAUUGUGGAAAAUAUGAAGUCGGAGAUGGCCCAGAUACAGCAGAACGCAGUUCAGAACCAUACGGCCACCAUGCUCGAGAUAGGAACCAGCCUCCUCUCUCAGACCGCAGAACAGACCAGAAAGCUGACAGAUGUUGAGACCCAGGUACUAAAUCAAACUUCUCGACUUGAAAUACAACUGCUGGAGAACUCAUUAUCAACAUACAAGCUAGAGAAGCAACUUCUGCAACAGACAAAUGAAAUCCUAAAGAUUCAUGAGAAAAACAGUUUAUUAGAACAUAAAAUCUUAGAAAUGGAGGGAAAGCACAAAGAAGAAUUAGACACCUUAAAGGAAGAGAAAGAGAAUCUUCAAGGCUUGGUUACUCGUCAAACGUAUAUAAUCCAGGAACUGGAGAAACAGUUGAACAGAGCCACCAACAAUAACAGUGUCCUUCAGAAGCAGCAGCUGGAGCUGAUGGACACAGUGCAUAACCUCGUCAACCUCUGCACUAAAGAAGGUGUUUUACUAAAGGGAGGAAAAAAAGAGGAAGAAAAACCAUUUAGAGACUGUGCAGAUGUAUAUCAAGCUGGUUUUAAUAAAAGUGGAAUCUACACUAUUUAUAUUAAUAAUAUGCCAGAACCCAAAAAGGUAUUUUGCAAUAUGGAUCUUAAUGGGGGAGGUUGGACUGUAAUACAACAUCGUGAAGAUGGAAGUCUGGAUUUCCAAAGAGGUUGGAAAGAAUACAAAAUGGGUUUUGGAAAUCCAUCUGGUGAAUAUUGGCUGGGUAAUGAGUUUAUUUUUGCCAUAACCAGUCAGAGGCAGUACACACUAAGAAUCGAGUUAAUGGACUGGGAAGGAAACCGAGCCUAUUCUCAGUACGACAGAUUCCACAUAGGAAAUGAAAAACAAAACUACAGGUUGUAUUUAAAGGGUCACACUGGGACUGCAGGAAAACAGAGCAGCCUGAUCUUACACGGUGCUGAUUUCAGCACUAAAGAUGCUGAUAAUGACAACUGCAUGUGCAAAUGUGCCCUCAUGCUAACAGGAGGCUGGUGGUUUGAUGCUUGUGGCCCAUCCAAUCUAAAUGGAAUGUUCUAUACAGCGGGACAGAACCAUGGGAAACUGAACGGGAUAAAGUGGCAUUACUUCAAAGGGCCCAGUUACUCCUUACGUUCCACAACUAUGAUGAUUCGACCUUUGGACUUUUGAAGGCACAAUGUCAAAAGCAGUUCUGAAAACCACAGAGAAUUCUGGAGAGGCCACCAGAUGAGAAACUGCUUGAAAACUUCUGAAGCAAACAAUAUUGUCUCCCUUCCAGCAACAAGUAGCAGUUAUGUGAAGUCACCAAGGUUCUUGACUGUGAACUUGGAACCUUUUGAGUUCACUGAAGUCUCUACUUGGGAUGACUGUGUUCACGCGGCUUGACUGUAGAGAAUGCCACUCACUGUCAUGCUUUAAAAAGGGAAGAAACUGUUCAGCUUGCUGUGCUUCAAACUACUACUGGAUCUUGUUUUGGAGCUAUAGUAGCCAGAUGAUAAAUAUGGUUUAUUUCAUAUAAGACUGAAGAAAAAGAAGAAGAGAAUGAACAACAACAACAAAGAGUACACAUGAAGAAUAAAAACAGGCCUGCCAUAAUCCUUUGAAAAAUAUGUAUUACACCAGUGAAAUGGUGUUAUUUCUACACAAACCUACUAACAAUAAGUUUGUACUAUUGCACAACUUUAAUAAAAGUUCAGGAAGA
Molecule: messenger RNA, 2478 nt
Organism: Camelus dromedarius (Arabian camel)
Lineage: Eukaryota; Metazoa; Chordata; Mammalia; Artiodactyla; Camelidae
Gene: ANGPT1
Product: angiopoietin 1
Exons: 9
Coding region: 450-1946 (498 amino acids)
Biological process (GO): angiogenesis; Tie signaling pathway
Molecular function (GO): receptor tyrosine kinase binding
Source: RefSeq, a predicted model, not a curated record